GGAGCAAAUCAGCCUGGACACAAACUGAGAGCGAAGCCCCGCUGUGACCGUGGAGACUUUGAAAAAUGACAGUUUUCACCUCAUAAUGCGGGUUUAGCGACGCCAUGCGUUUGUGACGACUCGUUCCUCCUGCAGGAAUCGUUGCAGUGUGAACGUUUAUCCCGAUUAGAGUCGUGCGUAAAAGUUUUCUCCACCAUGCGCAGCUUCUCGGAGCCGCGCGUGCCCGCGGGCGAAGUGGCGGCGCACACGUUCCCGGUCAGAGCCGGAGAUGCGGCUCUGAUUCCCGGGUCCGUCCUGAGCGGAGCUCCGCUGUUCCCCGCCGUGGCUUUCCCCCCGCGUGCGGAUCCCGUGAUUCGCACGUCUCCGCCGGGGCACUCUGCGAUUCUGUGUCGGCCUCCCGACAUUCUCGAGGGAGGGGAGAUGGAAGAGGAUCAGUGCAAGGUUUAUUUGGAGGCCAGCGACCUUUGGAGACAGUUCCACAAGUGUGGCACCGAGAUGAUCAUCACCAAAUCUGGCAGACGCAUGUUUCCGCCGUUGAAAGCCAGUUGUGUGGGCAUGGACAGGAAAGCCAAGUACAUUCUGCUCAUGGACGUCGUGGCGGCCGACGACUGCAGGUACAAGUUCCAUAACUCGCGCUGGAUGGUGGCGGGGAAGGCCGACCCGGAGAUGCCCAAACGCAUGUACAUCCACCCGGACAGUCCGGCCACGGGCGAGCAGUGGAUGUCUAAGGUGGUGAACUUCAACAAACUCAAGCUGACCAACAACAUCUCUGACAAACACGGAUUUACAAUUCUUAACUCCAUGCACAAAUACCAGCCCAGAUUCCACAUAGUGAAGGUCAAUGACGUCCUCAAACUGCCGUACAGCACAUUCAGGACGUACGUCUUCUCCGAGACGGAGUUUAUCGCCGUCACUGCUUAUCAGAAUGACAAGAUCACGCAGCUGAAAAUAGACAACAACCCUUUUGCUAAAGGAUUCCGAGACAUGGGGAACGGAAGACGAGAGAAGAGGAAACUACAACAUCUGUCAUCCAAAUCUAAGGAGAUGAGGUUGACUGACGUGAAACUUGAGGCUUAUUCAUCUCAACAAAAGUGUCCAGAUGUCCCUGAUGUCCCCGACAGUGACAGCGAGAAGAACGACGCUGCGCUGGACGAUUCUGAAGAAGCAGAGAGUCAAACCAACCCCGCGUCGCGUCUUUCCUCAACACACAGGACAGUUCAGAGGAGUCCAGACAGGACACAGACAGAAACUGAGCCGGGACAAAUCCACGUCCUCAGUCCGUUCUCUGACGGACCUCAGGACUCAGAGCGGAGACAAAAGUGCAUGUCACUCAGAGUCGGCGUCGCACACGGUUGCGUUUAUCCGGCGGAAUCGGACAAACACCCG
Molecule: messenger RNA, 1386 nt
Organism: Solea solea (common sole)
Lineage: Eukaryota; Metazoa; Chordata; Actinopteri; Pleuronectiformes; Soleidae
Product: T-box transcription factor TBX3-like
Exons: 6
Biological process (GO): regulation of transcription by RNA polymerase II; positive regulation of DNA-templated transcription; cell fate specification
Cellular component (GO): nucleus
Molecular function (GO): RNA polymerase II cis-regulatory region sequence-specific DNA binding; DNA-binding transcription factor activity, RNA polymerase II-specific
Source: RefSeq, a predicted model, not a curated record